AGUGGUUGCAGUGCAUGUCGGAAUACACCCGUAAUUUUCUAUCAGACGUGAAUCACGAGUUCCGCCUAGACCAACGGAAAUUCUUGACAAAAUACAAACAAAAACACUUAUUGUAUUAUAUAGCGAGUGUGUAUUCGUUGUGCACGAAGUAAAUACAAAUAUAAUAAAUAAUAUUAAAUUUGGAGUCUGAUUGUGAAUGUUUUAUUUAAUAUAGUGGGUAUGUAAGGAAAAAAAUUAAGUAAUAUGGCAAUUGGAAAAGUGAAGCCAGUUACGAAAAAGGAUAAAUAAACAUUAUAACCUUUAUGUAAAUAUUUAAUGCACAAAAUAAUAUUUAAACAGAAACUUAUAAAUUACUAACAUGGAGAUAGUGAGUAAUACAAACACCGAAAAACAAGAAUCUCAACUAUUUAAUUCUAUUGCGAUUGUAAGAGUUCCUGUGAAACACACAAAUUUAGGCAUCAGGAGUCAUGCAAUGGACAUGAGUACCAUGGUUGAACUAACAUCAUUUAGUUCUCUUGGUAAAAUUCAACCGUUUUUAGUAACGAUUUCUACUACGGCGGCUUUAAUAGUAGAUUUACAUUGUCAUCUCACAGACAAGGAGGUUUGUGGAUAUCUCGGUGGGCAUUGGGAUAUAAAUGCUCAUAAUUUGGCUAUUACGAGUGCAUUUCCUUGUCGAUAUGCUGGUAAAGAUAAAACAGCGGCUGGAAUGGUUGAAGCUGAAAUCGCAAGAGCUAUGGAAUGGCAGCGAGUAACUUUAGUAGGAUGGUAUCAUUCGCACCCACGAUCUCACGCAUCACCAUCAUUAAGAGAUGUUGAUUAUCAACUUGAUUAUCAAAUAAAAAUGAAAGGUCCUAGUGAUAAUGGAUAUACUCCGUGUGUAGGCUUGAUUUGUUCACCUUAUAAUGCUGAUGGUAACUGUUAUGAAUCUAAUUUCAACAUCUUUUGGUCGAUGCCACCACCUGAAAAUCGGCCUCACGAGUAUCCUCGCCCAAUGUUGCUCAGUUAUACAAUAUCACAAGAAUCAUUUUUAUCUCAAGAUGCACUUGAUGAAAUUAAAAAAUGUAUCGAGUAUUAUAGAAGUGAAGGAGGUAUUAAUUUCAAGUCAAAUUUCAACAGUACCACAACUUAUUUAGAAAGGUUACGAAAUUCUUUAGCAUCAAAAUUACCCGGUCGUAGUCGAGGUAAUGAUACUGGAUAUUGGGAAGUAAUUAAAAAAAUGAUUCUUCCGGAUUCAUCAAUAGAAACUAGAUCAGAUGCUUUUAUUACUGUCCAGUUUCCACCUCUCGGGAUGAAUGAGUCUUUAACUCAGACUGCAUCUGGAUUAAGUAAUAAUAAUGUUUUCCUUACCCCCGUAGCUUUCAAGUCAGAUAACAACAUUAUGACUCCUUUACCCAAGUUUGAAUCUCAACCAUCGACAUCUUCUCGUAAUUGUAAAAAAGAAGUUAUCGAUGAAUCAUUAAAAGAUAGUCGGUUAUAUACUAAAAUAGACAAACCCGAAAUUCCACCAACUUUUAAAUCAGGCGAGCUUACAGUUUCAGUAAAAACUGUUAACAAACUGGAUGUUGAACCACCGACAUCUAUAGACUUUUCCAAACUGACGGGUCCCCUCUCUAUAGAAGUAUUAAAUAAGAUGCGGUCAAGUUUUACAUCAGAUUUUCCUCUUCCUGAUUUUUCACAACAAAUGACACCGUUGCCAGAUUUAAGUAAAUUAGCCAAUUUUUCUUCUGCUGAUCUUGCUAAACUAUCAGCAUUUCCUUUAAACGAAAUAACUAAAGUUUCACCAAGUAUGUACAAUCGAAAUAUUACAAAUUUAUUUAAUUCUAAUAAUAAAGGUAGUUCUACUAAUCCAUCAAAAGAUGUAAUCGAUCGGAAAAAUGACUAUACACCAGGUGAAAACAUUCCACUUACUUGUUUCAACCUAGAUCCAUCUAGAAUUGAUAAUUUAGUAGAUCGAAAAAAAACUUUAGAGUCUACAAAUGAUAACAUGAAAUCAAAACGGCCCACUAAUUUUUCUGUUGCUGAUGAGCUCUCAAUAUCAAGUGUUCGACCAGACUUUGGAGCGAUGUUAGAUAUGUCAAUGAUACAUGGAAAAAAUAAUCAAGCUUCAACAUUGAAUGACUCAGGUGAAUCCUUGAAUCUUUCGAAAGAUCGUUCAUAAAUAAUAUAGAUUUUUUCGAUAAUACUCAAUAUGUGGUAUUCGAUUAAUCUGCGUCAUACUUGUACUGAAAGUAAAUGAGAAUUAAUGAACAAAAAAACCUGGUAUAUACUCAUCACA
This is a messenger RNA of Cotesia glomerata, 2275 nucleotides long. RefSeq names its product myb-like protein H. Lineage: Eukaryota; Metazoa; Arthropoda; Insecta; Hymenoptera; Braconidae. Gene Ontology annotation, molecular function: polyubiquitin modification-dependent protein binding; metallopeptidase activity. The transcript has 4 exons. Gene Ontology annotation, cellular component: BRCA1-A complex; BRISC complex. The record is from RefSeq and is a predicted model, not a curated record. Gene Ontology annotation, biological process: double-strand break repair. Bases 359 to 2158 code for a protein of 599 amino acids.